Molecule: messenger RNA, 4090 nt
Organism: Synchiropus splendidus (mandarinfish)
Lineage: Eukaryota; Metazoa; Chordata; Actinopteri; Syngnathiformes; Callionymidae
Product: 1-phosphatidylinositol 4,5-bisphosphate phosphodiesterase delta-3-A-like
Exons: 15
Coding region: 143-2512 (789 amino acids)
Biological process (GO): intracellular signal transduction; lipid metabolic process
Molecular function (GO): phosphatidylinositol-4,5-bisphosphate phospholipase C activity; calcium ion binding
Source: RefSeq, a predicted model, not a curated record
UCCCCUGUGGAAGAGGAGUCGCAGUUGCGCUCCCCUCACUCUCUUUUUAUGUGUCACGCUGGAUGUGCAACACGGGUCCAUGAGUGAGGUUUGCAGAGCGACACCAGUCUGUGUUUCGCUGGAGUGAACAGGGCUGAGGAGCAUGUUGGGCAGCGGCAGGUCAGCGGACAGUGGCCCCGGGCAGCAGCCGCGCAAGAGCGCAGCGAAGACCGCGGACCCCAUCAGGAGGCUCGGGCUUCUGGACAAUGAGGAUAUAGUCCUUAUGAUGCAAGGCUCCAGCAUGGUGAAGGUUCGUUCUCAGAGGUGGCAGAAAAGCCGAAACCUGAGGCUCCUAGAGGACGGCCUCACCGUGUGGUGUGAGUCCACCAAAAGCUCCCGAAAGGCCAAAGCCAAGCAGACCUUUGCAGUGACGGAGGUGGAGUGCGUGCGUGAAGGCUGCCAGUCCGAGGCACUGCGAAGAUUGUCUGGGUCAGUGCCGGAGAGCCAGUGCUUCACAGUGGUCUUCAGAGGACCCCGAAAGAGUCUGGACCUGCUGUGCACCUGUGAGGCCGAAGCUCAGCGGUGGGUGCGUGGACUCCGGACCCUGAAGGAGCGAGUGGCAAACAUGACUCAGAAGGAAAAACUGGAUCAUUGGAUCCGUGGAUACCUGCGGCGAGCGGACCAAAACCAGGACGGCAAGAUGAGCUACGACGAGGUCAAAUGGCUGCUGCAGAUGAUCAACAUCGACCUGAAUGAGCACUACGCUCGCUCUCUAUUCAAGAGGUGUGACCGGUCCGGCGACGGUCGCCUGGAUCACAUCGAGAUCGAGGAGUUCUGCAGGGAGCUUCUGCGACGCCCCGAGCUGGACGCGGUGUUCCGACAUUACUCCAGUAACGGCUGUGUGCUGUCCACGGCAGAGCUGCGAGACUUCCUCGGAGAUCAGGGCGAGGACGCGUCUCUGAGUCACGCUCAGAACCUCAUACUCACCUACGAGCUUAAUGACUGGGCUCAGAAGAACCAGUUCAUGACCCAGAACGGUUUCACCAUGUACAUGCUCUCCCUGGAGAAUGAUGUUUUUAACCCGGACCAUGGCAGAGUGUACCAGGACAUGAGCCGCCCCUUAUCUCACUACUUCAUUUCCUCCUCACACAACACCUACCUGACCAAGGACCAAGUGACCAGCACCAGCAGCACGGAGCCCUACAUCAGGGCUCUGAAUCAGGGCUGCCGCUGCGUGGAGCUGGACUGCUGGGAUGGAGAUAAAGGGGAGCCUGUCAUUUACCACGGCCACACACUCACCUCCAAAGUGCCGUUCAAGGAGGUCAUAGAAACCAUCGCUCAAUACGCCUUCAAGGCCUCCCCGUAUCCCCUCAUCUUGUCCUUGGAGAACCACUGCUCUGUGGAGCAGCAGGCCGUCAUGGCCCAGCACCUCCGCGCCAUCCUGGGAAAGAAGCUGCUCACCAAGCCGCUCAGUGAGAAGCCCCUUAAGGAUCUGCCCUCUCCAGAGGAGCUGAAAGGUUAUAUUUUAGUGAAAGGAAAGAAACACACUCCGCACCUGAGCCAGCUGGGAAAGAACAGCAGCAGCGCCAGCUUCUCCUCCAGCUCUGAGGACGAGUACACAAACGGGAGCAAGGGCACGCCCAAGAAGGACCUAGCAAAGCAGGUGUGUUCCAAACUCAGCCCGGAACUGUCUUCACUGGUGGUCUACUGCCGGAGCGUCCCCUUCAGCGGCUUUGAAAACUCGGGUGAAAAGGCGGCAGAUGAGAUGUCUUCCUUCUCUGAGAGCGACGCUCUCAAGCUCAUCAAAGAUUCUGGCAAGUUAUUUGUGAGACACAACAGUCGGCAGCUGAGCCGGAUCUACCCUUCCGGCCAGCGGCUUCAGUCAUCCAACUAUGAUCCUCAGGAAAUGUGGAAUGGUGGCUGCCACAUGGUGGCUCUGAACUUCCAGACACCAGGGGAGCAGAUGGAUCUGAACCAGGGUCGCUUCCUGCCCAACGGUCGCUGUGGAUAUGUCCUGAAGCCUGAUUUCAUCUGCAGCCUGUCAUCCAACUUCAACCCAGAGAACACAGGAGGAGGCCCGGGUCACAUCCCUACACAGCUCACCAUCAGAGUCAUUUCAGCUCAGCAGCUUCCAAAAACAAACACUGACAAGGCCAGUUCCAUCGUGGACCCGCAGGUGUGGGUGGAGAUCCAUGGAGUGGCCAUCGAUAACGCCAGAGCCAAAACCCACCGCAUUGAUAACAAUGGUUUUAACCCACGCUGGGACUGCACACUGAGCUUCCAGCUGCAGGUUCCAGAUCUGGCCCUGGUGCGGUUUAUGGUGGAGGACCAUGAUCACACGUCAAAGAACGACUUUGUGGGACAGUUCACUCUGCCUUUCACCAGCCUGCGCACAGGCUACCGGCACGUUCACCUCCUGAAGUCAGAUGGAUCCAGACUGUCACCUGCAACACUGUUUAUCCACAUAAAAGUCACCCGCAGAGGAGUCCCCAUAAAGAGCGUGUCAGAACGGUUGGCCAAAGGCAAAGUGUGACGGAGUCUACCGAGGAUCCAAACUGGUUGACUUCAAAUAAACAAAGUGAAGGUUAUUUCUGUUGCCAGAAAGGUUUCUGUGAGCAAAGCUCAAGCGGACCAGGUCAGGAGGAUACGUCUGGAAGGAAGAGCAGAUGAGGCAUGUUUGAAAGCAGAGGAGCUCUGCUCUAGAAAAACAAAUGUUUUUCAAGGUUACAGCUGAGUCACGUUUGAUAUAUUUUUAAUGUUCAAAAAUUCUGGAUUAACUGGAAAAGCUUAGUAAAGUGUGCACAGUUUACUCUUAAAUCGACAAGGUGAAUUUUUUCAACCUAGACAGGCCCAAAAUACUGUUGAAAAUCCAACUUAACAUCAGAAGAUGACCACUUUGUGAAUGUAAGAUUAGUUAAUGUGCUUUGAUCUGGAGGUUCCUCACUGUGCGCCUUUAACUACAAGUGACCUUAAAUGCCAUUGCAUUUUAAACUGCAUAUGUUUUUAUAUUUAACCAUGAACUAACACAUGAAUCAAGAGACGCUUUUCUAGUGAAAACCGUUGACACCACUAAUGCUGAUCACUGAGUGGAUGUUAGCCAAAAAAAGUUGAUGAACUAGAACAUGCUGUUGCGAUGAUGAUGUCAUUUGCUGUCAGUAUUAUUUGUUUAGCGGAAUUAUAAGUGUUUGUGUGCCGUCUGAAGACGAGACAAAUGUAUGUUUACACUAUUGCAUUUUGAGGAUUUUCCAUGAGAAGCAUGUGUCUUAUAUGUUCCAUGUGUCUCUGCAAAUACAAGUGAACUCUAACCAAGCCUGGCGUUUCACCUGUUCAACAGUUUACAUAUUAAUACUAAUGCUAAUGAUAAUGAAAGAAGAACCUAAGGUUAGUGUCAUGAUGGGGGACAGUAUAUCAUAACUCGCCCGGCAGAAAUUGCACACUCAUCAUCUGUUGGGAAUCAGCUAAUAAAAUAAUAUUCAAAGGAAAAUGUUUCUUUUUUUAUUUUUCGUUAAUAAUGGAAAUUGUGUUGUGUUUCAUUCGCCGGUUAUUAAUGAUCCUACGCUACAAUCUUCUAAGGUGUCAGCUCAACAGGAAGCUCUUUCAGUAGCGUUCAGGGUAAAUACAUUUUUGGCUGUGUAUCAUAAUAACGCUGCUGGAGAGAAGCACACAUUUCUUCUCACCUUGUUUGAAUUUCAUUUUAAUUUUUAACAGGACUGACGGAUUUUAGAAAAAUAUGGAUAAAAUAAUGAAGAGAAAGAAUAAACAAGUAAAUGUACAAAGACCACUGUUCCAUGUCUUUUCUUAUUAAAUUGUCAAUGUGGAAAUUAUUCUUUCUGAAUAGAUUUUCAAGAUUGUUGGUUAUAUUUAUUCCUAAAUAUUUCAGUCAUUACAUAUCCCUUUUUUUUUUAUUUGUAUUCUCUUAGCGUAUCAUUCAGAGUGGUGUUGUAUUUGGGUUUUUGAUAUUUUUAUUUUGUACCGUGAAUAUGAGGCAAAUAGUUCUAGGAUCGAAUUAGUUGUUCAAACAAUUCGGCGGGUUAUUUAAAUAGAUCAUUGUAUUGUCAGCAAACAAGCUGACCUGAUUAAUAAAAGCAAAUUAAAAGCAAACAAUGUGGGU